CUCCCAGUGCUCUGUUAGCCUAAAGACAUGGCAGGUGUGUUCGCCUACGAGAGCUCCGAUGUGGACUGGUGCGAAGACAACUACCGCCACUCGGAGAACGUGGUGGAGUACUUUAACACAAUGAGCAGCUUUAUUUUCUUCGUGAUUUCUCCCAUCAUGCUCUACCUGCUCCACCCGUAUGCCAAAGAGAGGAACCUGGCUGUGCACCUCGUGUGGAUCAUGAUGAUCUUUGUUGGCCUUUUCUCUAUGUAUUUCCACAUGACCCUGAGCUUCAUGGGCCAGAUGCUGGAUGAGCUGUCCAUCGUGUGGGUCCUGGCCAUUGGCUACGCCCUCUGGUUCCCACGCAGGCUCUUCCCGUCUUUCAUCAAGGACAGAAACUCCUUCGCAAAGAUGGUCCUAGCUGUGACUGUUGUGACCACGCUGUCAUCUUUCGUGAAGCCCACGGCCAACGCCUACGUGCUCAACUGCUUCGGCGUGCACACCCUCUAUUCCAUGUGUGUGGAGAUGAGAUGCUGCAAUGACAAGCGAGUGCUGCGUCUGGCUAAAGUCUCCAUCGGCCUGUGGGUGUUAGCCAUCUCCUGCUGGAUCAGUGACAAAUUUGGCUGCAGCUUCUGGCAAAAGCUCAACUUCUGCUAUUUGCACGGCGUUUGGCAUAUCCUGAUUGUGGUGGCCACUGCUCACGGAAGCACUUUAAUUGCCUAUUUCGAUGCUCAUGUUGAGAUCCCGCAUUCCCUGCCGGGCAUUCAGUACUGGCCCAAAGACAGCUGGGGCUUGGGUCUGCCCUACAUUGCCCUUAAAGGUGCCACCAAGACUAGUAAGACAUGCUGAGACUCCUGCACAGCCAAUAGCAGAACACAGUGGGAGGGGAUGGAUACGACGGACCAAAGCA
Clupea harengus (Atlantic herring) is the source of this 889-nucleotide messenger RNA. RefSeq names its product alkaline ceramidase 1 (gene acer1). Gene Ontology annotation, molecular function: N-acylsphingosine amidohydrolase activity. Gene Ontology annotation, cellular component: endoplasmic reticulum; membrane. Gene Ontology annotation, biological process: sphingosine biosynthetic process; ceramide catabolic process. The record is from RefSeq and is a predicted model, not a curated record. Lineage: Eukaryota; Metazoa; Chordata; Actinopteri; Clupeiformes; Clupeidae.